AUGUUUCCCAUAAGCCUAACCGCAAAUGUGAUCGCUGUUCUGAACUUGGCGGCGCAGAGUUGCACGUUGACUUACAACUUCGUUGCCAGACGUGCGGAGGCGGCCCAGGCUAUUGCUGACUCAAAAUCCACUCUCCUGGAGAGUGAAAAGUCGCUCGAGUUCCUCAAACAGAUUAUCACCGGAAAUGAAUACGAAUCUGAAGCAGCUGCAGCUUUGCAGGCAAUCAAGCUUGUUAGAAUCCUCCAGUUCACGCAUGAGCUUCGCAAUGACUUCCGUGCGACACUCUCCAAGGGUAUCCCGAUGCUUUAA
Molecule: messenger RNA, 309 nt
Organism: Penicillium samsonianum
Lineage: Eukaryota; Fungi; Ascomycota; Eurotiomycetes; Eurotiales; Aspergillaceae
Exons: 2
Coding region: 1-309 (102 amino acids)
Source: RefSeq, a predicted model, not a curated record